UUUUCAACCUAGGUUAUUCUCUCCUUUAUCCAAUAUAAAUACCCAAGCAGGGGAUGACCACAACAUACCACAAACCAGUAUUCAGCAGCUGUAUUUUUAAGUUCAAAAGUUCAAAACCAGUGCAAUGGCAACCGCUUCAUCAGCACAAGGGAUGUGGUCCUUGCUCAAGGAUAUCGAUCACACAAAGACGACCUGGGCAAUCAAGGUUCGGGUAGUUAGGGCAUACGAAGUUCCUCCACACUCUAAGGGCGUGGAGACUCUUGAAAUGGUUUUGCAUGACGCAGAGGGAGAUCGGAUUCACGCCAUUAUCAAGAGGCCGCAGAUAGCAAUGUAUAAGCCUAAUAUUACAGAGAACAAAAUUUAUGCCAUAAGAAACUUUUUGGUGCUUGACAAUUACCAAACAGUGAAGACUACAAGUCAUCCCUACAUAAUUCAGUUCAUCUCAAAAACCCUGUUGAGGGAAGAUACGAAGACGGAAAUGCCUAUGAUGGUCUAUGAUUUUCAGCCUUUUGAUAUGCUGCAUGCCCAAAGAGUUAUCAAUGACAAAACUCUAAUUGAUGUCAUUGGGAAGGUUCUGUCCAAGAGCCUUAUCCAGACCCACAUAAUCAAUGGGAGGACUGAUAGGCUAAUGGAGUUGACUUUGACAAACCCGGAGGGUAACAGAUUGGGCGCCGUAUUGUGGAACAAGUACAUAAACCAGUAUCUGGAUUAUGUUAAUGCUAAUGAAGGAGUGCCUGUCUUCGUGAUAUUUCAACUAUGUAGGCCAAAAAGAUACCAAGGGAUCUUGACAGUGAAUUCGUCUUUUGAUGUAUCAAAGCUCAUAAUCAACGGGAACACUACUGAGUUUUUAGAGUUCCAAAGCGAGUUUCCAGCAGAUGGUGAUGACACCACGACUCAAACCUGCAACACGCAAUGCUCACAUGCGGAAGGGAGGGAUGAUAUACUCGGUGGAAAUGCUGUCAUUACCACCAUGGAGGAUUUGAUGAAGGCAACUGAGGAGAAUGUUUAUUGGGUACUUGCUGAGAUAGUUUCUAUAGAAAACUAUCGAGAAUGGUGCUACCUAAGUUGCCCAACAUGCCACAAAAAAUUGCAAUCAAAAGAGGAACGGUUUAGGUGUACAACUUGCAGCAUGUCAAUGGCAGAAGGAGUUUAUCGGUUCAUUACUUAACCUAAUGUGCUUUUAUGGGUGUAGGAUGUUCACGUUUUUAUUUUAGUAAUAAAAAUUGUUACUCUGAUGAUUCAGCUACAAGGUCAGUGUAUAUUAUGGACAA
Messenger RNA from Cuscuta europaea, 1271 nucleotides. NCBI's taxonomy places the organism in Eukaryota, Viridiplantae, Streptophyta, Magnoliopsida, Solanales, Convolvulaceae. The record is from the annotation of a GenBank genome assembly.